This is a messenger RNA of Miniopterus natalensis, 4939 nucleotides long. Lineage: Eukaryota; Metazoa; Chordata; Mammalia; Chiroptera; Miniopteridae. The record is from RefSeq and is a predicted model, not a curated record.
AUGGGAUGCCGGGGCCGGGACUGUUUGCGUAAUGUGACCCCCAGGCCCGAAACCGCCGGGGGCCUGGAGGAGGAGCCGGGUGCGGGCCCCCAUCCCUCAGAUCUCGCCGGGGCGCGGCGAGUGGCCUCGAGCGACCCCUGCGCGAGACACCCCACCAGGAGCCGAGGCCGCCGAGUGUGCGGUCUGGGGAAGACUGGGUUCGGCCUCGAGGUCUGUCAUUGCUUCUGCGGCUGCCGCUCCAGAGGUUGGAGUUGGUUCGUCGUCGUGUUUGAAAGGGAGCAGGUGUCAAACGGGUUUAAACGAAUCCCUUUAGAUUGGGUGGUUUUCCUCCUCCCAGCUGCACUUCACUUUCAGAAAUUCAAAAACGUGCUAGAGUUGGCCUGCUUCGAGGCCAGGCCUCCUUACAGGCAGCGGCCAGUGCAGCGCGAAAGCCGCUUUCACUCUCAAGGUCUUCAGGCGGUGAGUGUGCAGGAGUUUCAGAAAUUAGUUCUCCUCUUGCCAGUUCCUGUAAAUAUUUGCUUUUCUUUUUCAGGUCCAGCACAGAAUCAAAUGCAGGUUCCAUCUGGGUAUGGAUUGUAUCCUCAAAACUAUAGUGCUCCCUCGGGACAUUACUCUCAAGGAUCUGGGAAAAUGACCUCAUUGCCAUUGGAUGGCCAGUGUGGCAAUUACUACUCUGGUCUCUAUACAGUACCAACACAAAGUGUGGUGACUCCUAAAACAACAAACCAACAACCAGGAGCACAGCAGAUAUAUGGCAGGGGUCCUCCUGCCCCUCACACUGUGGGGUCCACUCCAGAAUAUUUCCAAGGUGCCACAUCAUCAGCAUCUCAUUUGCAUACGAGUGCCUCCUUGCCAUACUCCUCUUUUGUGAAUCAUUACAGUACUCCAGCCAUGUACUCUGCCAACUCUUCUGCUGUUUCUCAGGGAUUUCCCUCUACUUGUGGUCACUAUGCUGUGUCAACUGUUUCUAAUGCUGCGUAUCCUAGUGUUUCAUAUCCCUCUCUGCCUGCUGGUGAGCCAUAUGGGCAACAAAUGUUUACCUCACAGAAUGCUUCAACUAUCAGGCCAGUUAGAGAGAAUUCAUUUUCUAGUCAAAAUACCACUCUCAGCCAUCCAUCACCACUUCCACCUCCACCAUCACAACAGUACCACCAGCAGCAGAGUGUUUCAGGAUACAGUACGCCCUCGUGGUCAGCUUCAGGCCCUCCAUCAACUCAAGACAAUCUCCGAAACCACAUUGGCUCCCUGGCUACAGCCAACAACCACCCAACAAAUACCGAUUCUUUAUCCUAUCCUGUUAUGCAAAAUGUUCAGCAUCCCAAGUCUAACCCAGUGGUAUCCACUGUUGUAUCAGGAGCCUCGUCAGCAAGGUCACCUCUUGUUGCAAAUCACCUCGUUGAGCCUGUCGCCUCGGUUACACAGCCAUCAGAACUGUUACAACAGAAAGGCAUGCAGUAUGGUGAAUAUGUUAAUAAUCAAGCUAGCUCCGCACCAACUCCCUUGUCAUCAACUUCCGAUGAUGAGGAAGAGGAGGAGGAGGAUGAGGAAGCAGGUAUUGACAGCUCUUCCACCACAAGCAGUGCUUCUCCACUGCCCAACAGUUAUGAUGCCCUAGAAGGAGGCAGCUACCCAGAUAUGCUUUCUUCAUCAGCAAGCAGUCCCGCUCCUGACCCUGCUCCUGAAACUGACCAUACUCCAGCUCCAGUACCCACUGCCCCUCAGCCUUCAAAAGUGGCUAAACCGUUUGGAUAUGGUUAUCCCACUCUUCAGCCUGGUUAUCAGAAUGCUGCAGCACCACUGAAUCCUGGAGGACAGCCUGGUAACCCAGCGUAUUCUGGAUUCCAGCAGUAUGCUCAACAGUAUCCUGGUAUGAACCAGCUGUCCUCCAGUCUGGGAGGACUGAGUCUCCAGAGUUCUGUAAUACCAGAAAGCCUAAGACCUGUCAACCUCACUCAGGAGAGGAAUAUCUUACCCAUGACUCCUGUUUUGCCUCCUGUACCUAACUUGAAUUUAGACCUCAAAAAAUUAAACUGUAGCCCAGAUUCCUUUCGGUGUACUUUGACAAAUAUUCCACAGACACAGGUUUUACUGAAUAAAGCUAAGCUUCCUUUAGGAUUGUUGUUACAUCCCUUCAGAGACCUAACGCAAUUACCCGUGAUAACAUCAAAUACCAUUGUGAGGUGCCGAUCUUGUCGAACAUAUAUCAACCCUUUUGUGUCCUUCAUUGAUCAGCGUAGAUGGAAAUGCAAUUUGUGCUAUAGAGUCAAUGAUGUUCCUGAAGAAUUUAUGUAUAACCCUCUUACCCGAUCUUACGGAGAGCCUCAUAAACGGCCAGAAGUUCAGAAUUCAACCGUGGAGUUCAUUGCUUCUUCUGAUUACAUGCUUCGUCCUCCUCAGCCUGCAGUUUACUUGUUUGUUUUAGAUGUGUCUCAUAACGCAGUGGAAGCUGGGUAUUUGACAGUUUUGUGCCAGUCACUGUUAGAAAAUCUAGACAAGCUUCCUGGAGAUUCACGAACAAGAAUAGGAUUUGUCACCUUUGAUAGCACUAUUCAUUUCUACAAUUUACAAGAAGGAUUAUCGCAGCCUCAGAUGUUGAUUGUAUCUGAUAUAGAUGAUGUUUUUCUACCUACUCCGGAUAGCUUACUUGUGAACCUACACGAAAGUAAAGAGCUUAUAAAAGACUUAUUGAAUGCAUUACCAAAUAUGUUCACCAAUACAAGAGAAACACACAGUGCCCUUGGUCCUGCGCUUCAGGCUGCCUUUAAAUUAAUGUCUCCAACAGGUGGCCGUGUGUCUGUAUUUCAGACACAGUUACCUUCCUUGGGUGCAGGACUUCUGCAGUCCAGAGAGGAUCCUAAUCAGAGAUCGAGCACAAAGGUUGUACAACAUCUUGGCCCCGCAACUGAUUUUUAUAAGAAACUCGCUUUAGAUUGCUCAGGGCAGCAGACUGCAGUGGAUCUGUUCCUUUUAAGUUCACAGUAUUCUGAUCUUUCUUCUCUAGCUUGCAUGUCCAAGUAUUCAGCGGGGUGCAUCUAUUAUUAUCCAUCUUUCCAUUAUACUCACAAUCCUUCACAAGCAGAAAAGUUACAAAAAGAACUAAAACGUUAUCUCACAAGGAAAAUUGGAUUUGAAGCUGUUAUGAGAAUAAGGUGUACUAAAGGUCUUUCAAUGCAUACUUUUCAUGGAAACUUCUUUGUUCGUUCCACUGAUUUGUUAUCCCUCGCCAACAUCAAUCCCGAUGCUGGAUUUGCAGUACAGCUGUCCAUUGAAGAAAGUUUGACAGACACUUCCUUGGUGUGCUUUCAAACAGCCCUGUUAUAUACAUCAAGCAAAGGUGAGCGAAGAAUUAGAGUGCAUACACUUUGUUUGCCAGUGGUGAGUUCACUAGCAGAUGUAUAUGCAGGAGUAGAUGUACAAGCUGCCAUCUGCCUUCUGGCAAACAUGGCUGUGGAUCGAUCCAUUUCAACAAGUCUCUCAGAUGCAAGAGAUGCCUUAGUGAAUGCUGUGGUGGAUUCAUUGUCCGCAUAUGGCUCAACUGUCUCAAAUUUACAGCACUCGGUGCUGAUUGCACCCAGCUCUCUCAAGUUGUUUCCUCUCUAUGUUUUGGCCCUUCUCAAACAGAAAGCCUUUAGAACCGGUACAAGCACACGCCUGGAUGAUCGUGUGUAUGCCAUGUGUCAGAUAAAGUGUCAGCCACUUGCUCAUCUAAUGAGAAUGAUUCAUCCCAACUUAUACAGGAUAGACAGAUUGAUAGAUGAGGGUGCAAUACAUGUUAAUGACAGGGUCGUACCCCAGCCACCUCUUCAGAAAUUGUCUGCAGAGAAGCUGACAAGAGAAGGUGCUUUCCUUAUGGACUGUGGCUCUGUUUUUUACAUUUGGGUUGGAAAAAGCUGUGACAACCACUUCAUAGAGGAUGUGCUUGGGUAUCCUGAUUUUGCGUCAAUACCACAGAAAAUGACACAUCUUCCAGAGUUAGAUACGCUUUCAUCAGAAAGAGCCAGAUCCUUUAUAACUUGGCUUAGAGACAGCAGACCAUUAAGCCCUGUUCUUCACGUGGUAAAAGAUGAGAGUCCUGCCAAAACAGAAUUUUUUCAACAUUUGAUUGAAGACCGUACAGAAGCCGCGUUCUCUUACUAUGAAUUCUUGCUUCACAUUCAGCAGCAGAUUUGUAAGUGAAGGGGAAUAAAACUGAGUCAGAAGAAAAAGGCCUAGGUCCAGCCUGAUCUGCCGGAGAAGCCCACUGGACAUUUGAAAUGAAGGCAUUUAUUGUUACAAGACACAGCACAUAGCAUAGCACCCUGUCUGAGUCAGCAGGUGAAGAGGAAGAAAGAACUUGGCAGAUACUCUUCAGCCUGAAUUAGCGGCGAUGAUGCAGUUUCACCAGGUAUAUUCUGAGUUGGUUUCUACACAUUUCCAGUAGUGCAGCAGUACAGUGCUCUGUUCAUUACAAGCCAGCACAUUCAUGUAGCUAAUGUGGAAUGAUAGGUCAUAAUGUAAAAGUAGAUAACUGCUUUUUUCUUAUAGUUAAUAUGACAUUUCUGGACUGGAACUCUGACGAGAUGCCAAAAGGCAGUGGGUACCAUGUUAUUUAUAUGAAUUUUUAACAAGGAAUGAUUCGUAUUCAUUAAAUGAAUUCAAUAUUUUCCCUGUAAAAACAAUAGAGUUUCAGUAUAUGAACUAUAGAAAAAAUAUAUACAUAAUGUACAUAAAUGUUACAUUUGUAAAGAUGUAAAAAUGUAACUACAGAAUAUGAAUUGCUUAAACUGUGCUGCAUUGUUGGAUGACAACUCUUUUUUGUCGCAGUUAGAGAAUGAGGUUAACUAAUGCGUAUUAUGAAUUGAGUCCACAGAAGAAACACAAAACCCUUUGUAAUUCUGUUAAAUCUUUUAUGUGGAUUUAUUUAUGAUCAGCCUACUAAUUAAAAAUAUUUUGCUUGACA